Molecule: messenger RNA, 960 nt
Organism: Serendipita indica DSM 11827
Lineage: Eukaryota; Fungi; Basidiomycota; Agaricomycetes; Sebacinales; Serendipitaceae
Source: the annotation of a GenBank genome assembly
AUGGCCCUUGUCCAUCCCCCCUCGACCAAGCCUAUCGCAGAACACGUUCAUCUCCCAUCCUCAAUCAUGGAAAUGCUUCGUCGUCCUGAACCUAUAAACCCACCUGCGUGGAUUCGUAUGGGCGGGGAGAUCAGGAGUGAGACGCUUGCCGUGCCCCAUCGUGGGGGGAAGCUACAUCGAGAUGUCCACUUUUUCGUUCCCAACGCAAAUCAUCUCUCAAAACGAGGAAAAGGGAAUAUUCCUCUAUUAAUUGCCUAUCACGGAAGCACAGAGCAUGGCUUGCUCUUUCGGGCGUCGACGUCCAGCUACGCAUACGAUGAGCUUGCAUGCGAAGAGGGCUUUAUUGUGGCAUAUCCAGACGGCAACUGGAACGAUGGUCGAGUGAAAGCCGUAUUUCCAGCUUCCUUGGAGAACGUUGAUGAUUUAUCUUUCACCAAGGCCGUUAUCGACCACGCGGCAAAGCAUCUUGGAACCUCACAAAAGCGUACGCUCCUAGUUGGAUUCUCGAAUGGUGGAAAUCUGCUCCUUCGGAUGCUCUAUGAACCUUUGGCUCCACCGAUUGCUGGAAUUGCGUUGCACUGCGCGUCCCUCCCAGAGCAAGAAAACAGCACCGUGCUCUUUAACCCUUCAGAAAAGAGUCGCGUGCCUGUCAUUCUCAUCCACGGCACGGCAGACCCGGUGAAUCCAUACGAAGGUGGAAACUCUGUGCUUGUCCGUCUUGCGCAUGGAAAGGCUCUUGGCGACCGUGGCCUGCACAUGGGCUGUCUUAGAACGGCCCGACAUCUGGCGAGGAACUGGGGUAGUGAGAACGAGGUCAUUGAAUACCCUGGAAAACUUUCGCCAAGCCUUGUGGUCGAUGAUUGGAUACGACAGGAAGAUGAGGACGCGCUGCGUCCGGUAGUGCGACUCGUUUCCUUGGUCGGUGAAGGACAUCACAUCUCUGUUCCCGGUGGCUCGUAA